Molecule: messenger RNA, 757 nt
Organism: Ricinus communis (castor bean)
Lineage: Eukaryota; Viridiplantae; Streptophyta; Magnoliopsida; Malpighiales; Euphorbiaceae
Product: S-protein homolog 2
Exons: 1
Coding region: 83-565 (160 amino acids)
Source: RefSeq, a predicted model, not a curated record
AUAUAUAUGUAUAUAAUCUGAGAUACUCUUAUACUUACCAAAGAAAACUUUCUUUUAUCAACAAAAUAUACAUCUCUAAGCAAUGGUACCUACUACUAAGGUUCAUUCCUCUCCCUCAUUGCUUCUUCUUCUUAUUCUUCUUCUAGCAAUUUAUCAUCAUCGUCAUCACCCAGUUCUUGCAAGGCGGCCUGUAGAAACUGAAAAUGAAGAUGGGUUUUGUUUUAAGUUUAGGGUUCAUGUUAUAAAUGGCUUGAGCAGCAAUGCAAACCCACUGUUCCUCAGAUGUUGGUCACUAGAUGAUGAUCUAGGGGAGCACCACCUAUAUAUUGGAGGAGAUUUCAAUUUCAAAUUUGGGUUAAAAGUCUUUGGCAGAACUCUAUUUACUUGCUUCUUUGAGUGGGAUAACAAAAAUCAACAUGUUGAUGUGUUUAGAGAUAAUGUUGAGGCAAAUCUAUGUUGUGACACACAAACUUGCUUCUGGAGAGCUCAAGAUGAAGGGAUUUUUUUCAGUGUUGAUAGUCAAACCUGGGACAAAAAAUUUAAUUGGACGAGUUCGGUAGUUUAGGAGGAAAAAUAAAACAGAAAAUUACACACAGAAUAUGAAAUAAAUAAAGUGAAGUUGUGGGUUCUUUUUUCUCUGUUGUCUUUAAAAGUAUGCUUAAUGUUGUGUAGGGUUAUCAAUAAAUUUGUUUAUGUCCAUAAGACGCAUUGUGUAAUAAUUAAUUGAUGAAAUGAAAGAUAAUAGUGUUGUUUGUUA